UUUCCAAAUGUUGUUCGCAUUUCCGCUUCCGGGUAGCAUGUCUGCGGAAAAUUUGAGCUGAUAUCUUUUGACCUUUUGGAAAGUCACGGUGAGUUGGUGACCUGAUGGCAUCCAAUUAUGCAAAGCGAAUGGGUCACCUGGCUGCUCGCAUCUUUGGUGAAGUAGCUCGUCCAACCAGUCUGCGGUCCAUGAAGGUGGUGAGGCUGAUGAGGGAGCUCCCUCCCAAUCUGAAUCCAGAAGUGGUCAACUACUACCCUCGGUACAAGGACACAAACGGUCUCAUGAUCAAACUCAGGAAACACGGCUUGUUUAGGGAUGAACAUUUAGACUUUCAAGAGGAGAUGACAAGGUUAAAGGCACUGAGGGGGAAAGUGAAGCCCAAGAAGGGAGAAGGAAAGAGAGCGAUGAAGAGGAAGUGAUGUGUCCCAAAGACUUGUGUAUUUCAGUGUGUGGAAUGUGUUCCAGAGUGUGAUUGAUGACAUAAAGAAACCAACAUCCCCAGUCCAAUAUUUGUACAAAUGUGGACCAAGGUAUUAUCAUGGAUUUCAGAGUGAAUUGUUCUCACGUAUGCUGUUGUACCAUUCUCAGUCCGUACUCACUUGUAACUUGUAUACAUUGACUUUGUAUACUGUUAAAAGGAACUCUGGUUACAUACACUUAUCUGGCUCACUAGACUAGCUUGAAAGUUGCCAUUGUGUCAUGUAUGUGUCAAGUGUACAUGGGCCUGUGGCCAUUGUGCUGAAAUAAACUUCACUAACAUGUCUUUAGAGUGGAAACUCCA
Haliotis rubra (blacklip abalone) is the source of this 781-nucleotide messenger RNA. RefSeq names its product 28S ribosomal protein S33, mitochondrial-like. The record is from RefSeq and is a predicted model, not a curated record. NCBI's taxonomy places the organism in Eukaryota, Metazoa, Mollusca, Gastropoda, Lepetellida, Haliotidae. Gene Ontology annotation, cellular component: mitochondrion. The coding region runs from base 105 to 419 and encodes 104 amino acids. The transcript is spliced from 3 exons.